This is a messenger RNA of Brenthis ino (lesser marbled fritillary), 3570 nucleotides long. The record is from the annotation of a GenBank genome assembly. Lineage: Eukaryota; Metazoa; Arthropoda; Insecta; Lepidoptera; Nymphalidae.
AUGAAGCUGAUAUUGCCUGUGUUUAUUAUUACUGCAAGUAUCUAUUUCCCGAUAUUUGCUCAGGAUGACGAGUGUACUAAAAUUAACAGCAAUCGAUGUGAUUAUAAAUCAAACGUUCGUAAAUUGUCCGAAUUAUUGUCGAAUAAGUUCAGUGAAAUUGUGGUCAAAGAACUUGGUAGUGAAUUUACGUCACAUCUAGAAGUUAGGACAGCUUAUAAAGUAAGUCGCUAUCAUACAACUGAUAGUAAUUCGUUAUCUACUAUAGUGGAGAAAUUGAAUUAUAAGAUAUCAUCUGCAAUAAAUAUCCUGUUAGAUAUGAAAAAUGCCAUGAACAGCAGUAAUACUCCGUCCUUUACACAUCCUUGCCCAUUUAAUUCUAUUGGAAAGUCUGUAUUUAUAAAGAGUUCUAGUGUGUUUAAUGAUAUUACUUCAAUUGACAUAAAACCUAAUAUGUUAGGCAGAUUUAAAGACUUAAAGGUCAAAAGAUCAUAUUUUCUUUCUCAUAUGGAUUAUGCUACAGACAAAAAUUGUGCUGCUAUGCCUCAUUCAAACUUAAGGUAUUUAUAUCAUAAGGUUGUACACCCAGACCCAAAAUUGAUUCUUUUCAUUAUUGAUAAUAAUAUGAAAAUAGAAGCUUUACAACAUGCUGUAAAUAUUGCAAAGGAAAUAGCUUAUGCAUUGCAAAGCAGUGAUCUGUUUGCUUUAAAGAUUACAAAUAUGACAAAUUUUAUGAAAUUUGAAGAUUCUUGCAGCAGGGAUGGUGUCUCAAAUCUUGGAAAUGCUACAGACAAUAAUAAAUUAUUAUUUCGGGAAUAUCUUUCUUCGAUAGAUGUGGCUUCUGAUAGUUUAUCACCAGAGACCAUCCAUAUAGAAAUCAAAAACCUGUUUAAUGAGAAACUGGUACCAAGAAAUAAAUUAUUGAUCUAUUUAACUGAUAUUAAAGUAUUAAACAAUAAUGUGUGGCUUAAAAUGUUUCCACAUAUAGAAAUGGAGGAUACCAUGAAACUUACCAUUGGUUGUAUAAUUGAAGGUGAAAAUACAAGAAAUUGGUCAAUAGAAGUCUUACACAUAACGAAACAGCAUAACAAUUCCCACAACCACUCUAUGAUGAAACUGCAUCUCAAUAGUAGUGGAGUAUUAGGUCAAAUAGCAUCUGCUUUUAUUUCUUUAUUGCCAAAUAAAUAUGAAAACAAAUUAUUAGCAGAGGGUCCAGUUUGGGAAGCUACUGAAAGAGAUUUCAUGGUGUCUCUAGUAUAUCCGAUGCCAAACGGAAUUAUUGGAUUGGACCUGUAUUGGUCAGAUUUAGCGGAAGAUGUAAUUUAUUUUAAAGGUAUGAAUCAUAAAAAGCGAGCUUUUGUUAUGGAUUUCUCGGGUAAGAUUCUUAUGCAUACAUAUUUUCCUAGACCUGAGUCUGCUAUUGAUAAAAUUAAAUUUACAACACUGGAAGCGGUCGAAAACAUUUACAACAUUCACAUAAUCAAAGAAAAGUUUUUCAAAAUGCCUUCUGGUAAUUUUACAAUUAAUAAUCAGAAUACUUCUGAAACAAUAACUUAUUCUUGGAAAUGGGUGCAAGAACUGUACAUUGUUUGUAUUGUAUCAGAAAUUUCAAAUAGCAGUGUGUUGAAUAAAACCAAUAUAUUUUUUACUAGAAACAGUAAAGAGCUACUCUUUCAUAGGUUAGAUUUAUUUCCUCCUAAAAGUGGUAAAAUCUGUCGUCAUUUUAAACAAAUAGCUACUAUUGAUCAAGGUACUGUGUACUUAAGUCCAUCCAGCUUUCAAUCUCCUUUUACCUAUUUAUAUGAUAUGGGUGAUGGUCAAGAGGCAGUGUCAUAUAUGCAAAAUUAUUUAGCUUAUCUAAAGAGUGUUGCUCAUGGAUUACUUUCUAACCCUGGGUUAAAAAAUGAAAUACAACAAGAUGUUGGAUUUUUGAAUUCUAUAUUAUCUUUUUAUAAGCGACAGCAUUUACAUGGACCAUUCUCAAAGUAUAUUGUUAGGAGGUAUGCAGUUACAGAAAAUGGUGUGUUAGUAAUGUUUCCUGGUACAGUCUUAGAAUAUGAUUAUGAGCCAGUUCGAAGGCCAUGGUAUACUUAUGCUAUAGAAAAUCCUGGCAAAAUUAUUUUAACUCCACCAAAUUUAGAUGUAGGAGGGGCAGGAUAUGUAGUUACCAUAUCAUAUGCAGUUCAAAGUCCUAUUUAUCCAUCUAUGGUUGUUUCUAUGGAUGUGACAAUGGGAUUUCUAUACAAACUAAUAAUUGAUAGUUUGCCUCUUUGUGCCAUGCCUUAUGUUAAGUGCUAUAUAAUGAAUAAUCGCGGUUAUCUGGUAUCGCAUCCUGGAUUAAUGGACCCUAACAGCUCAGGUCCCAUUGAACAACAACACAUCACACAUAAAGAGUCUAUGAUUGCCAUCGACAUGCUUAACCAUAAAGGCUUCGUCACUAAAAGGUUAUGCAGUAAUUUCUAUGACAAAACUAUACAAAGAUUUUAUGACUUUAAUACAUCCUUACCAAAUGUUCUUUCUAAUGUUGUUUCUGGAGAUCAUUGCGUUCAUUAUUAUAUCGCGUCCAUUCCUGGCACAAACGCUUUUAUAGGUCUCGUAAAUGCUUCGUGUAGCGUGGGGGCUUUCUGUCCAUGUAGCAUGGUCGAUCGUCUGUGUUUAAAUUGCAAUCGAAUGGAGCAAAAUGAAUGUGAAUGCCCCUGUGAAUGUAGUUCCGAAUUAUACGAAUGCCCUAGUACGAACACUUCUAAAUCUAAACAAAAUAUUCCUCUUUGUGGUAUGACGCCAGAAAAUAAUAAUCAUAAAUCUCAUUACUUUCACAACUUUGCUGAAAACUUGAAGUCCUGUUUCGAUUUCCAAUGUGAGACUUACGUCACACAUUCGUCUUGUUUGGGAGUGUUGGGUUGUGAGUGGUGUCAAAUAGAUGCCGAUGGCCGAACACCUCUUUCGACACCUUUCUGUACUUCUCAAUCGACAUGUUUUAAUGGCGUUCUCGGUGCCGUAACUCCAUAUGGCGAAGGUACCUUUGGGCAUGUAAAUAGGGAUGCUUUUGCAAGCUAUUCAGCAAUAGGCCCAAUAGCUGGGUGCAUAGUUACAAUAAGCUUAAUCAUAGCAGUUGCAAUAUAUUGCUAUAGACAGAACACUACAACAGAUAGCUGCCACAAUUUAUAUGUGGAUGGUCCCGCUGAGACCUGGCACGACGCUGAUGUUCAAAUGAGUCAUUUGCCAUCCGAUGAUAUGCCCGACAUGUCAGGGCAGGAUAAGUUAUUACCACCUAUGGAGAUUGAAGCUCCUAUUUCUCCUUAUCGAGUAGUAACGGGAUAUAGGCGUUCUCACACCGCCAAUGGUUCUGACCAUGGCUAUUCUACUAUGACACCACACGAAGAUUCCGAAGCGACGGGUUUCUCAGUAAAUGAUCCCAUCAUUCUUUCGGAUGACACCAAAUCUGAUGCAAGUUUUCCUGCCCCUAGUAAAAAACCUAAAUUAAAACCUGCCGAAUUCACCAUGACUGUUCUUCCAUGUGGCAAAAAUAGUGUCAUAGCUCCUGUCACUGUUCAUAGACAUAUGGAAGCAUCC